This is a messenger RNA of Ceutorhynchus assimilis (cabbage seed weevil), 906 nucleotides long. The record is from the annotation of a GenBank genome assembly. Lineage: Eukaryota; Metazoa; Arthropoda; Insecta; Coleoptera; Curculionidae.
AUGGAGGGCAAUGAACUCAACGAGGACCAAUGCGUGAAGUGUAAGAAUAACUGUGAGGAAGAAUAUUAUAACUGUGACUCCUGCCUGAAGAGAAUUCACAGGAAAUGUUCAAAUAUUGCACCAUCUGAAGCAAGGUGUAUGCCCCUUCAAAAGCGGAUGCUACUGUUGAUAUGUGAAGAAUGCAAAUCCCUAAUUGCAAGAAUGCCUUUUAUUAUAAGGAUGUUGGAAGAAAUACAAAGAGAUGUCGAAGCCCUAAAGACCGCUCGGCCAAAAGAAUCAUAUGCAGCAGCAGUAGUACGGAACGAGACAAAUAGAGAGGGCGAUAGGACAUGCCUGCCCACAAUUAUAAUCAAACCUAAAAAAAAUCAAAACCCACAGGAGAGUAAGAGUGAAAUUCAAAGAUCAAUUAACCCAUCAACGCUUAAAUUGGGAAUAAGAAAUAUAAAAGAGACAAAACAGGGAAAUAUAGUUGUGAAAUGUGACACUGAACAGGAUUUGAAACACUUUAGAAGGGAAGCAGAAGAUAAACUAGGAGAAAACUAUGAAAUGGAGCUACCAAAGAAAUAUUUGCCCAAAGUUAAAAUAGCAGGGUACAGUGGUGGAGAGCCACUGGAAAUUAUAGAAGAAAAAAUUAGGAAUCAAAAUAAAUGGAUAAACAGUACUGAAGGGUUGAAAAUCACAUACAUCAAAAGCAAGAAAAAUGCUGAAAAUUCAACAAUUUAUGCAGAGUGUUCAGGAACACUUUUCAACAAAAUGAUAGCGCAGGGAAAGAUAUAUAUCAACUGGCAGCGUCUGCCUGUGUACGAAGACUUGACAGUGUCCCGUUGUUUCAGGUGUCAGGGUUUCAAUCACAAAAGUGCGAAAUGCAGCAUGGAACAAGUUUGCCAACUGUGCCGGAAGUCAUGA